Molecule: messenger RNA, 2000 nt
Organism: Tupaia belangeri chinensis (Chinese tree shrew)
Lineage: Eukaryota; Metazoa; Chordata; Mammalia; Scandentia; Tupaiidae
Gene: MSANTD1
Product: Myb/SANT DNA binding domain containing 1
Exons: 3
Coding region: 339-1109 (256 amino acids)
Biological process (GO): positive regulation of DNA-templated transcription
Cellular component (GO): nuclear body
Source: RefSeq, a predicted model, not a curated record
GGAGCCAGGAGCCGGGCAGCCAGGUUUGGUUGGGGCCCGGCCCGCUCACUGCAAUAUUGAUGGCCCAUCAGUGCGGCCCUGAUUCCUGUGCUUUCAGUUAAAAGGUUUCUGUUGUUGUAGCUUAUGCCGUUGCUCUGUUGCUAUGGAAACGUGACAUCAAAAUGACGUUUCCUGUUUAAAAGCUUUUAACUAAAUUCCUGCCUGUCAGAUGUAGGCCCCAUUUUGAGCGCGGAGCUGCCUUCGAGCUGGGAGCAGUGGCUGCCUCCCGCCCAUGGUGCACAGGGCUGGGCCUGGGGCCUCGCCUGAGCGCGGUCUUUAACCCCGCAGGUGCCUCCAGCAUGGCAGCAGCCGAAGUGCCCAGCUACCUCGUGUCUCCUCAGACGGAGAAGCACCGGCGGGCCCGCAACUGGACCGACGCGGAGAUGCGCGGCCUCAUGCUCGUCUGGGAGGAGUUCUUCGACGAGCUCAAGCAGACCAAGCGCAACGCCAAGGUGUACGAGAAGAUGGCCAGCAAGCUCUUCGAGAUGACGGGCGAGCGCCGGCUGGGCGAGGAGAUCAAGAUCAAAAUCACCAACAUGACCUUCCAGUACAGGAAAUUAAAAUGCAUGACAGAUAGCGAGUCCGUCCCGCCUGACUGGCCCUAUUACCUAGCCAUUGAUAGGAUUCUGGCCAAGGUCCCCGAGUCCUGUGAUGGCAAACUGCCGGACAGCCAGCAGCCGGGGCCCUCCACAUCCCAGACCGAGGCAUCCCUGUCGCCGUCCGCUAAGUCCACCCCUCUGUACUUACCGUAUAACCAGUGCUCCUACGAAGGCCGCUUCGAGGACGAUCGCUCCGACAGCUCCUCCAGCUUACUGUCCCUUAAGUUCAGGUCCGAGGAGCGGCCCGUGAAGAAGCGUAAGGUGCAGAGCUGCCACUUCCAGAAGAAGAAGCUGCGGCUGCUGGAGGCCAUGCUGGAGGAGCAGCGCAAGCUGAGCCGCGCCAUGGAGGAGACCUGCCGCGAGGUGCGCCGCGUGCUGGACCAGCAGAACAUCCUGCAGGUGCAGAGCCUGCAGCUGCAGGAGCGCAUGAUGAGCUUGCUCGAGAAGAUCAUCGCCAAGUCCAACGUCUAGGCUGGCAGGCAGGCGGCCAAGGCUUGCGGCCAGCGGUACGACGUAGGCCCGCUCGGGCCAGCUGGGCACAGGGUCCCAAGCCCAGGCAGGGUCCCAAAAGGGGAUGGCCUUCAACCUGGCCUCUAGGGGGCUGCUCCUGGGUCAGGAGGUCCCUCCUGGGGGGCUUUCCCAGGACCCCGUAGGCCUUAGGGAACUGUGAGAUCCCAGUCUCCAGCAUUAACGUGCUUCCUUAGACACAGGCCAUGGACUCCCAGGGUCCCUCCUACUAAGAUGGCCUGGAAUCUGCUCUCCAGUAUAGUCACUGUCGAAUACUUGAAAUGGCUUUUGAUAUCAAACGUGAACUUUUUCAUUACUGCCUGAGGACAGAGUCACUUUCGAGGGCUUGGAGGGGAUGCACUGGAUUGUUCUGUCCUGGAAAAAAAGCAAAUGGAAAUGGGUCCGGGGCAGGCUGGCUCCAUGGUGAGCGCCCUCCUGAAGCGGGGAUGGUCACGUCCUCCCUCACUGGAAUCUGCUGCACUUUCCCUCCAAGAGCCUCAGACACUCCACACACACCUCACAGAGCCCGGGCUGCCCUCCGGUGGCCCUUUUAUUCAUCCGUCUGGAAACCUUGGGUAUUUCCACCGCCUCCUUAGUUCUAACACUAAUAAAAGUAAUAACACCUGGUCACGAGCACUGCCCAUUUCAUUUCCCAGACUCUGGAGACACAUUGGUGAAGGGAACAAAGACCCUGGCCUUGUGGCACUUACGCUGCAGUGGACGGGAGACAAACGAGUAAGAUCCAGACACACAUGGAGCAGAGAAGAGCAGGCCACGCAGGGAAUGGGUGGUGCGAACACCUAGAGGCAGGAGGAAGCCUGAGGAAGACCCAGAGAGCUGCAAAGAGCCUGCGUU